Chilo suppressalis (striped riceborer) is the source of this 1140-nucleotide messenger RNA. NCBI's taxonomy places the organism in Eukaryota, Metazoa, Arthropoda, Insecta, Lepidoptera, Crambidae. The record is from the annotation of a GenBank genome assembly.
AUGGCGAAAAUCCGUAGAGAAAAAAUUUGGCGCUGGCGUUGCCAAUGGAGUAUAGUGACGAUAGCAGCGAUAGCUCUGAUCAUCUACAAUGCCGCUGCAAACGUGUGGCUGUUGCGGCCUCCGUCGUGCCCCGUACAGUCCACUCCACCCCCCACGGAGCCGCCAACGUGCGAGCCCUGCAUCGACACUGCACCUAACGCCGUACUCGACGACGAUCCGAUAGGCCGCAUAGACCUCCGCCUCGGCCGCUGGGACGGGAGUCGCUCCUACAGAAUGUUUGACUACGCUGCCACUGGGGACAUGUACGCCGAGUUAUCGACAAGCCGCCGCGUCUGCUUGGCCACACAAAGCUCGAUAGAGAGAUUGCACGAGCUUUUACGAAUAGCCGCUCACUGGUCAGGACCUAUAUCUGUAGCGGUGUUCGUCGCCGGCGAUGAAUUGAGACUUCUGAGAGCAUUUGCGACAUGGUUGUUCAGAUGCCAGCCGGAAGUGUAUUCCCGGCUAGCGAUACAUGUCGCAACACCUGCGGAAAGACCAGGGGUUCACGGGUACGCCGCAUCAUGGAAUAAGGGAUGUGAUAUCAAACCCUUGCCGGGAGAAAGACGGGCGGACACGGUCGCUUGGCGGGCGAGGCACCCGUACCCACAAAAUCACCUGCGAAAUCUGGCUAGGAGGAACUGUCAUACUCCUUAUGUUUUCUUAGUGGAUGUAGAUAUUGUGCCCUCAAAAGGGAUGUCAGAAGCGCUUGACAAUUUCUUGGCGACAGCACCGCGGUGUCCUCUGUGUGCGUAUGUCGUGCCCACGUAUGAGCUGGACAAGAGGGUUGCAAACUUCCCGGCUAAUAAAUCGGAACUGCUGAGACUGUCGAAGAAUAAGUUAGCUAUACCGUUUCAUAGAAAAGUUUUUAUUUACAACCAGUACGCUUCAAACUUCUCCAGAUGGGAGGCUAACGGCGGAAACGAGACCACGGAGACCCACGUGAGCCACAACGUGACCAACUUCGAGCUCCUGUACGAGCCGUUCUACGUGGCGCCCGACACCGUGCCCGCGCACGACGAGCGCUUCCUGGGCUAUGGGUUCACUAGGAAUACACAGGUAACAUAUAGUCUACGAAUACACAGGUAACAGUUUAUCCUUGUC